AGAAUGGCGUCCAUUUGGAGCGACAAAACACUGCUUUGGAAAUUGCACAUACUUUCCACGAAAUUCGCUCAAGUUUCCGGAGUAGCAACGGCCGGAAGUCUCGACUGAUUGUGCUGUGGGAUAACGGAUACCGCGACGGGAGUUGACAUCGCGACUGGGAGUCCCCAUCGAAUCACUCAAUGCACCAACCGCGGAAUAAGCGAGAGCGCCACUCGUAGAAAAAUUGCUUCUUGUAAAUAAUAACUGAAGGACACCUAGAGCUCCUCCGGGCGGGCCAAAUUUGCGGCUGAGAGGACAUCUGCGUAUAUCAAUUCUAUCAUGUACAGGAACGGCCAUGAAAUGCCAGCCGACCUGAGGUCGAGACUAGACUCAAACUUCCAGAAUUUGGGCGGCGGCGUCUCUCCUCCACCUGCCGAUUUCGCGCGGUCCGAAUACCAACGCUUCUACGAGAAUCGUUCACAAGACGUCAGAAAACGUCUACUAAGCCAAAGCCCUCUCGGACGGCUCAGCCCAUUCAGUAUGACGUCAUUCAACGACUUAUCCCUGACAGGAGAUAAGUUUUCCGUGAGACUCGACGUCGGCCACUAUGGACCAGAUGACAUCGAGGUGAAAACCAUUGACCAAAAAGUAGUGGUUCGGGGUAAACACGACGAUAGAUCGGACGAGAUCGGCACAAUAUCCCGUCAGUUCACUCGGAAAAUCCAGCUCCCAAAAGACAUCCAACCGGAAAGCGUCAAAUGCUCACUGACUUCUGACGGGUACUUGGUGAUUGACGCUCCUCGGAGACCGGAGAAGCCUCCGGCGAACGAACGAGUUGUUCCGAUCCGGGUGCUGGAUACACCGGUCAGCUCACCGCAGAAAAGCAGCAAUGGUCACUCUAAGUCAAACGGAUCUUCUUGUGCGACGAGUCCCUCGCGUGGGCCUAACUACGUGUCAACUGCCAGUAGUCCAAUACCUCAGAUGACUUCGUCGAAUGUUUGCCAGCAGACAACCCAUAAUAACGGGACCACAACCACCACGGCGACGUUGCGGUCGUCUACGAUGACAAAGGUGACUGGCGGAGCCUCAGAUCUCUAAACCGGAACCCUGACACUUCUCGCUCGGAGGAAGGGAAAAUAGACUACCAGUUCGCGGUUUACGGAUCUGUAGGAGAAAAAGAAAAACUUAGUCAAACGAAAUGAUCUUCACGAAGGCAGCGAUACGAAGCGGGGACGCGCGUAGACACUUUCCGCCAAAAACUAUUUCAAAUUGAGCACCUAUUUACUAUUCGUUCAGAGACAGCGAUAUCUAUGAGGGAGGAACGAAUCACAACCAUUCGUCCUUACGACAGAAGUAUAGGCUAUGGGACGCUGAAGCGCAGGAAUUCGAUUGCCGCUUGACGAGGGGUAUGUCGUCAGAACUCCUAAACGCUUAGAGCAUAUUAAAAUCAUCCAUCCUUCCAUAACGGGUACGUCAGCGUAUCAAGAUUACUCUUCAUGAAGAACGUGCUGACCGUCCACUGAGCUGAAGGAUUGGGAAUGCAUCGAAAAAUUAGCACUUUGAUAUAAUUUAAGAAUAAAAUG
Molecule: messenger RNA, 1562 nt
Organism: Galendromus occidentalis (western predatory mite)
Lineage: Eukaryota; Metazoa; Arthropoda; Arachnida; Mesostigmata; Phytoseiidae
Product: heat shock protein 67B1
Exons: 6
Coding region: 319-1077 (252 amino acids)
Biological process (GO): protein refolding; response to heat
Cellular component (GO): nucleus; cytoplasm
Source: RefSeq, a predicted model, not a curated record